UUUAGAUCGGGGUUUGCACCAGAACUCAUCCGUUUGAUUCAUCUGCUCACACCUUGGUCUAGGCAGCAUAGGGAACGCAAACAUUCAAGGACUGUCUGAGACACUCGGCCUUGUUGGCCAACAAUAUAACUGGUGCUUGACGAUUUUCUUCUUCCCAUACUCCUUUUUCGAACCGGUUUCCAACCUAUUAUUGGUUCGAUUGAAGCCAAGUAUAUGGCUACCAUCAAUUGUUACAGCCUGGGGGAUUGUGAUGACAUUGACUGGAAUCGUUCAGAACUACUCGGGCCUCCUGGCAGCACGAUUUUUCCUAGGCUUGACGGAAGCGGGACUUUUUCCUGGACUGGCUUUCUAUGUCUCGCUCUGGUAUCCGCGAGCAAACGCGCAGUUCCGACUCGCACUGAUAUUUGCAUCUGCCUCCAUGGCUGGUGCUUUCUCCGGGUUGCUCGCCUAUCUGAUCGUCAAGAUGGACGGAGUUGGCGGACUUGAAGGCUGGCGCUGGAUCUUCCUUCUAGAGGGAAUGCUCACUGUUGUUGUCGCCAUCGCUGCCUUUUGGCUCGUCUGGGACGACCCAAAAACUGCUACCUUCUUGACCGAGCGCGAGAAGGAUAUUUUGCUGGCGAGCCUAAGUUAUACCGCCGCUGGAAGCACAACGGACACGCGGACCAGCAAUGAGCAUUCGUCGCAUUGGAAACAGGUCAAAGCAGCAAUCUUUGAUUGGCAGACAAUUCUCCACUGCCUUGGAUAUUGGGGAGUGGCCACCGCCGUUUAUGCUUUGUCGCUUUUCCUGCCGACGAUCAUCAAGGGCCUAGGUUACUCGGCCGCAAUCGCCCAGCUCCUCACGAUCCCCGUCUAUGCGGCCGCGACAAUUACAUGUAUUGCAGUCGGGUACUUUGCGGACAAAACUGGCAAACGCAGUUUGUUCACCAUUGUCUGUUAUCUCAUCAUUCUAAUUGGAUAUAUCAUCGUUGUGGCCCCUCCACGGUUCAUCCCUGGGUUGAUCUAUGCCGGCUGCUUUAUUGCCGCCUGUGGAAUGUAUCCAGCAAUCCCGGGCCUGCUGGCUCUGGCAUCGAACAACUGGGCCCCCGAUGCGAAGCGAGCCGUUGGAAUAGCGAUCCAGAUUGGCGUUGGCUCGAUGGGUGGCGCGGCCGCAUCGAACUUUUAUCGAAGCACCGACUCGCCCAGGUACCGAUUGGGGCACUCGCUUGUCCUGACAUUCACAGCCUUGGGAUUGCUGACUACUGUGUCGUACUACGUUAUAUGCAAAAGGUUGAAUGCGAGACGGGAUGCAGUGGGAGCGAGCGAGCAUGGUUAUAGUGAAGAGGAGUUGAUAAAUAUGGGCGAUAAGGCACCAACCUUCAGGUAUAGGGUGUGAUACGACGGGCUGGUGAACAAAAGGAUUUGAAAUAGAGAGGAGUGACUGUAAUGGGAUAUAAGCGACACAUGGCGAGAUCACUGCAGUCGUCUGAGGUGAAGAUGCGCAAUGAUGAUGAGGGAGUGAGGAGUGCCCUCUGCCCCUGGCUAUGAAUUUAAUGCUAUACUGCCCAAGGGCUCUAUCACUUCGAGCAUGUUUAGCUGCAGCCACUGUCAUUAUGAUUUUAUGGACAACGACUAUGGCCUACUGCUUAGAGGUCCGAGACCCAAGACUUAUAUGUGCCCUUGCUCAUGAAUGUGUGAUUACUCAGCACUAUGCUUCCCUAGACUAACUAAAUGAAGCGAUUGUCAAGCUAUUGCGA
This is a messenger RNA of Aspergillus calidoustus, 1733 nucleotides long. NCBI's taxonomy places the organism in Eukaryota, Fungi, Ascomycota, Eurotiomycetes, Eurotiales, Aspergillaceae. The record is from the annotation of a GenBank genome assembly.